Molecule: messenger RNA, 900 nt
Organism: Xenia sp. Carnegie-2017
Lineage: Eukaryota; Metazoa; Cnidaria; Anthozoa; Malacalcyonacea; Xeniidae
Product: transcription and mRNA export factor ENY2-2-like
Exons: 5
Coding region: 33-356 (107 amino acids)
Biological process (GO): poly(A)+ mRNA export from nucleus; regulation of transcription by RNA polymerase II; positive regulation of DNA-templated transcription
Cellular component (GO): SAGA complex; nuclear pore; DUBm complex
Molecular function (GO): transcription coactivator activity; chromatin binding
Source: RefSeq, a predicted model, not a curated record
AUGCGCAAAACUCAAGAGUCUACCAAUCCCGGAUGUUCAUGGUAUACAAGAUGUCUGCCGAUCUCGAAAGGAAACAGAGGGAUUCUGAUAUGAAAAAUGCUAUAAAUAGCAAAUUAGAUGAAAACUUUGAACGGGAAAGGUUAAUGGAAUUGCUGCGAACAAGAUUAAAGGAAUGUGGAUGGAGAGAAAAACUUGCUCAGGAAUGCAAAGAUAUCAUUAAAGAAAAAGGUUUGGACAAAGUUACAGUUGAUGAUUUAGUAAAUGAAGUCACACCUAAAGCUAGAGAAACUGUUCCCGAUGAAGUAAAGCGAGAAUUAUUGGAGAGAAUUCGCAGUUAUUUUGGUGAUAAUGUUUAACAUGUUCAAAUAAAAAAAAGAAACUUUACCUCUAUUUACAAUAUUGAACAUGAGUUUAACAUGUUCAAAUAAAAAAAAGAAACUUUACCUCUAUUUACAAUAUUGAACAUGAUAAAUUUAGCUAGUCUUUGGACUGUAGUUAUUUGUGUGGGAUGUGAAAUUUGAGUAUGUUAUUUAUUGUUUAUGGCAACGAAUUUGGUAUUUGGUGCUUUUGAAAGGCUUAAAAAUUUGUGUAUGAUGAAAAACAUGUGCAUUAUGAAAGGGUAAAAUUUCCAUUUUUGCAAGUAUAUUUACAUUUACAAUGUUCGAUGAACUUGGUGUAGAAAUUCUUGUAAAAAAACACUUGUACUACCUUUUUUUAAGACUGCAUACUUGCAUCAAAUCGAUUUUAUGAUUAAUGAUUUACACGUCAAUGGAAUAUUGAAAUUCAGAAUGAUUAUACAAAAGACAGUAAAAUUGAUGUAGAUAAGAGUUUGUACUGUGAGAUAAUGCAAAUAGCAUGACAUGAUUUCUAAUAAAGUCCCGAUUUUUACAAACGACAAAA